AUAUAAAUGCAAAACCUUGUACAAAGUGGUUCAGAUGAAGAAACAGAAUUUAUAUUCGAUUCUAACACAGUUCAACUCAACGAAAGCAAAAGCAAAAUUUCGAAAGCAAAUGUAAAUUGUGGAAUCUCAUUAUUAUUAUAGGAUGAGAUCAAGCAACUGAAUGAUUAAAAUAAAGAAUUGGCCACCCAACUCAAUAAAUAGAAUGAAUUGCUUGAUUUAAAACAUAAGUAGAAUUAAUAGUUGCAAAUCGAAGGUAUCCAUGAUGUUUAAAAUAUUUUAGUAUCAAAAUUAAAGGAUGCAGUUGACGAUAGAGAACUCAAAUUACUAUAAUCUAUGAAGGAAAAGCAAUCAUUAUAGAAUGAACUAAUCGGAUUGCACGAUUUAUUGGAUCACACUAAUUAAAAAAAUGAUCAACUUAAUUCUGAAGUGUUUGCUAUUAGAUUGACAAUGGAACAAUUAUAAUGUAAGCAUUGUAUGAUAACCAUUUAGAAACUGCUACCAUGUGCAAGGAGGACACUAAUUAAGCUUUACAAAGAGAGUUGAGAUUAAAAGAGAACGUUGAAGUCUAAACCAAAACAAUCAAAUAAUAAGAGGAAACAAUUAGAAAAAUCACUAAUGAACUCAAUCAAAAGUAAGCCCAAUUUAGGAUUGAUCUCCAAAAUAGAGAUAAUGUAAUUUAAGACUUAAAGAGAAAACAUGAUUUGUAAUUGUAAUAGAAUACCGAAAUAAUCUCUGAAUUAAUUGAAUUUAAGAAUUAAAACCUGUAGAACUCAGUCAUGAGUAAGGAUUACAAGCCAGAACUUACUAAAAUGACAAAAGAGAUCGAAGAAUAUAAGAAUUAAAUUAAAGGAUAAACUCAUUAGUUAAGCAUUCAAAAUGAAAAGGUGUUAGCCCUCUAAAAUUAGUUGGCAAAGUCUGAAUCAUCAAUUUCAGAUCUUUUCACAGAACUCCAAUAAACAAAAUUAAAAUUAAAGGAGAAAGACUAAGAAUUAUAAAUCAAACUAGGAGAAAGUCUGAUAACAAUCGAAAAAUUAAAUACUUAAAUUUCUCAAAUGGCUAAUCAAUUACAAUUGUUAAAAUAAUAGGACCAAAAGAUCAAUUUGGUUAGAAGUAUUUCAUAACCCUCUGAUGAAAAGUACUUAAAAGAUUUACAAUAAAAAAAUGAUCAAAUUGCUAUGUUACAAAAAGAGAAUAACCAAUUAGUUAAAUUAAUUGAAACCCUCUAGAGUUAGAAAAGUAUAUUCAUUUAUUAAUUUAUAGCUGACAUUUAAGGAAGUGAAGCUCUUAAGGUUAGACAAUUGGAAUCAGAACUGAAAAGUCUCUAAUCAUUCAUUUAUGACAGUCCUUUGGUGGUGUUAUUUAAUCUCCUUGAAGACAGAUUGUCGAAAUAAUAAUAAAAGAGUUUUGAGAAUAAGAAAAAGAUUCAGGAGUUUUGGAGCAAUCAAUUAAAACAGUGGGUAGAAGGUUUUGAGGAAUUGAAAAAAGCAUUUAAUGGUCUUAAGAUCCAAUUCAAAUAUGACCUCAAGUAUCCGAUGCCAGCUCAAUAGUAAAAUGAAUGA
Paramecium octaurelia is the source of this 1559-nucleotide messenger RNA. NCBI's taxonomy places the organism in Eukaryota, Ciliophora, Oligohymenophorea, Peniculida, Parameciidae. The record is from the annotation of a GenBank genome assembly.